Conger conger (European conger) is the source of this 3660-nucleotide messenger RNA. It is a transcript of the gene hycc1, whose product is annotated as hyccin PI4KA lipid kinase complex subunit 1. Gene Ontology annotation, cellular component: plasma membrane. The record is from RefSeq and is a predicted model, not a curated record. The transcript has 11 exons. Lineage: Eukaryota; Metazoa; Chordata; Actinopteri; Anguilliformes; Congridae. Gene Ontology annotation, biological process: protein localization to plasma membrane; phosphatidylinositol phosphate biosynthetic process. Bases 194 to 1675 code for a protein of 493 amino acids.
ACUGUCACUCUAUUGUAAUACAAGAUGUCUGUUUGGUUAGCAGUGAUGGAGGAAAUCGUUUAUGCUUAAUUAUUAAAAUAGUUUAUGGAGUAAUUGAUACUUCUACAUUGGACGAAACAAAAACGGCCACGAUUAAAAGACAUUUCAGAAGAUAGCAUGAUAGUUGAAAUCGGCGACCAGCAGAUGCAGGAAGAUGUUUGCUAUGGACCAGGGAGUGGUGGAAGAAUGGCUGGCUGAGUUUAAGACUCUUCCGGAAGCUGCGGUGUCCAGCUAUGCUGCCGCUCUGAAGGAGAAAGCGUCUCUGGUUCCAGCUCUCUACAAAGUCAUUCGUGAGAAUUACAGUGAUCUGCUGGAGCCAGUGUGCCACCAGCUCUUUGAGUUUUACCGCAGCGCCGAACCCCACCUGCAGCACUUCACCCUGCAGUUCCUCCCGGAGUUGCUCUGGAGCUACCUGUCCGUCACAGCCGGCCGAGACCCCCAUUGCAGCGGCUGCAUCGAGGCCCUCCUACUGGGCAUCUACAACCUGGAAAUAGUGGACCGAGAUGGCCAGAGCAAAGCACUGUCCUUCACCGUACCGUCCUUAUCCAAGCCCUCAGUUUACCAUGAGCCCUCUACCAUUGGUUCUUUGGCCCUGACAGAAGGGGCUCUGGCCAAUCACGGACUCAGCCGGGUGGUGUACAGUGGACCCCACCUCCAGAGAGAAACUUUCACAGCACAGAACCGUUUCCAGGUGCUGACAUUUCUGCUGCUCUGCUACAAUGCAGCCCUGAGCUACAUGACCAGCACAUCACUCCAGUCCCUGUGUCAACUGAGCUCCAGGGUCUGUAUUUGCGGAUACCCCAGGCAGCAUUUAAGGCGCUAUAAAGGAAUCAGCACCAGGAUGAUGGUGUCUUCAGACUUCCUAGUUCAGCUUAUUACUGGUAUCCACUAUGCCCUGUGUAAUGGAGAGUCAGAUUUGGGUUCCAGGGCUCUGGAGGAUGUCCUGUACCGAGCGCAGUUAGAGCUGUUCCCCGAACCGCUGCUGGUAGGGAAUGCGAUCCGGUCUUCUCAGCGCGGGGUGGCACUGAAGGCCAAUAAGGACGGACCACGCUGCAUCCAGGUGGAGAUCACUCCGACCGCCUCGCGGAUAUCACGCAACGCCGUCACCAGCAUGUCCAUCCGUGGCCAUCGCUGGAAGAGACAUGAUGCAGUGGACCUGGUUUCCCCGGAGGACCUGGCGGAGAUCACGGAGGUGGACGAGGGCUUCUGCAUGCGAUCGGCCGGCGAUGCCCCCCCCUGUGUUACCAUCAGUGCCGCUCCGGCCGGGGGGGGUAAGAUCGCUCCUUUGGGGGGGGGUAAGAGUUCGGGGAAGAGCCAGCGCAGGCUGGGCGGGGGCGGGGGGAGGGCCAGCCGGGACGCGGGUGGGCGAGCGCUGAGUGAGAACCUGGAGCUGCUGUCUCUGAAGAGGCUAACCCUGACCUCCAGCCAGUCGGUGCCCAAAGCCACCGCCCUCACCGCAUCCCAGGCCGGCCCUGUGGGCUUCUCCCGGUCCUUCGAGCAGGUGGGCCAUGUGCUCACCGCUGGGCCCCCCCACAGCCGCUUCUCUGCCUGCAGCCUCCAGGAUGAGCACAUCAGCCCUGCCCAGCACAAACGCCCCUCCCCCAGCCGGAGUGUCCACCUCUCCUCUGACCUCUGACCUCUGACCCCUGACCCAGCACAAACGCCCCUCCCCCAGCCGGAGUGUCCACCUCUCCUCUGACCUCUGACCUCUGACCCAGCACAAACGCCCCUCCCCCAGCCGGAGUGUCCACCUCUCCUCUGACCUCUGACCCCUGACCCAGCACAAACGCCCCUCCCCCAGCCGGAGUGUCCACCUCUCCUCUGACCUCUGACCCCUGACCCAGCACAAACGCCUCUCCCCCAGCCGGUGUCCACCUCUCCUCUGACCCCUGACCCAGCACAAACGCCCCUCCCCCAGCUGGAGUGUCCACCUCUCCUCUGACCCAGCACAAAUGCCCCUCCCCCAGCCGGUGUCCACCUCUCCUCUGACCCCUGACCCAGCACAAACGCCCCUCCCCCAGCUGGAGUGUCCACCUCUCCUCUGACCUUUGACCUCUGACCCCUGACCCAGCACAAACGCCCCUCCCCCGGCCGGAGUGUCCACCUCUCCUCUGACCUCUGACCCCUGACCCAGCACAAAUGCCCCUCCCCCAGCCGGAGUGUCCACCUCUCCUCUGACCCAGCACAAAUGCCCCUCCCCCAGCCGGAGUGUCCACCUCUCCUCUGACAUCUGACCCCUGACCCAGCACAAAUGCCCCUCCCCCAGCCGGAGUGUCCACCUCUCCUCUGACCUCUGACCCCUGACCCAGCACAAACGCCUCUCCCCCAGCCGGAGUGUCCACCUCUCCUCUGACCUCUGACCCCUAACUCCCUACCAGUCAGAGUUGCCCCUUAAUGCCCCCUAUCCUGGGCAAAGCACAUACCAGCCCCCUGCCUCACCUGCUGCCUAAAAAUUUGACUCCACUUUCCCCUGACUGCCCAGAGCCACUUCUGACUGCCCAGAGCAGCUCAUGGAAGCCAUCACUCCCACCUGGCCAUGCGCUGCAGACAUCCCUCAUUAAACGGCCCCUCCCCCAUCCAGGCCUGCACUGCCCCCAGUGGCACUGAGCCGUAACUGCAGCACCUUAGAAAAUGUUUUACAUGUUGGAAAUGUAAAUCCUCCCUUGAGUGCAGUCCUUGUGUUUGAUGCCCCCAGGUACUGUGCACACCUGUUGGAAUUAUAAAUUGUGUAUGUUUUGACCUGCAAGGUACUGUGUACUUUUUCCAGAUGGAGGGUGAUGUUUCGCUGUUGUAUUUCUAAACCUGUGUUCCCAGUCUGUGGGAGAAUCUUGAGAGAUGCUGUGUGUGCAAAGGAAUAUUCUAGAGAGACAAAGUAUUGGAAAAGUAUAGAUGCUCUGUGGUAUAAAUGUGAUACAUGGGCACAAAUUGGAAGUCACUCCUGUUUUAAGUACGGCAAAACAAUUGUUAAUAUUACAAAUAAACCACUCUUCUAUGGAGAGUUUGUCUCUUUCCCUUUAACCCAAAAGCCCUAUGAAUUAGGAACCAAAAAUAAGUCCUUGUUUACAUGAGUAACUGGUGCCGUCACACAGUAGAAGCAAUACCACUGUUAUGCUCCUGAGUUCUGUGGUUUGUGCGUUGGGUUUUGGGUUUAGUAUUAUUUACAUGCUGUAUAAGAAGGGGAGAAAUGGCCGUGAGGUUUUUAGAGCGGACACCCCAGAAAGCCAAAUUCACCCUUUUUCAUUUAUUCUUAUUCAAUCCCUUCAUCUUUCAAAUGUACAAUUUUUACUAUAGUCUGGUGUUUGUUUACUUUGGUUUUCAUCUUUUUCUAAUAAGAUUGAUAUGAAACCAAGCACUGUGCUACCUUUAACAUCAGUUUAAGAAAGAUGUCCUCCUUUUUGUCAGUUUUGGUAAACUUAGAGAUACAUAUGUAUUAGGUACGUUUCCAAGAGAUGUCAUAUUUUUGUGAGUAGGUGACACAGUAACAAUCAAAAUCUGUAUUUUUGUUUACAGAAAGUGGAAAUACUCUUGUGAAUUGUACAUAUUAUUGUACUAAAUUUUUUUGCAUUUUGUCUGAAAAUAACUGCUUUUGCUUCACAAAAUAAAGUGUUUAUAUAUUUCAAA